Strongylocentrotus purpuratus (purple sea urchin) is the source of this 3322-nucleotide messenger RNA. RefSeq lists its product as uncharacterized. Gene Ontology annotation, biological process: metaphase chromosome alignment; mitotic spindle assembly; regulation of centriole replication. The transcript has 17 exons. The record is from RefSeq and is a predicted model, not a curated record. Gene Ontology annotation, cellular component: centriole; centrosome; spindle. Lineage: Eukaryota; Metazoa; Echinodermata; Echinoidea; Camarodonta; Strongylocentrotidae. The coding region runs from base 107 to 3175 and encodes 1022 amino acids.
ACCGUCGUAGAAUUGCGCCAUGUUUAACAAAACUGUCGUUGCCGUGCUUCCGUAAUGACAACUCUUACAGGGAUCAGCAGUAUAUACUACAGACCCAGAAACGACAAUGUCAUUCGUGAGGAUGCCUAGACGAUCUCAGUCUCUUUCAGGCAGAACCAAGAGAGCAAAGAAAAAGAAAGCAACUUGGGAUAGCACAACCAGUGACUUGACUGUCCAUAAACUCAGCAAGGAUGAAUUGGAUCGCCGCCAUGCAGUCCAUCAAUCCACUAAUAUAGACGUGAUCAAGGAAGAGAAAAGGAGAAAGGCUGCGCUGAAAGCUCAGAAAGAGAGAUCCCUAAGUGAGGGUAACCAGGCAGGCUUGCUGCGUGAGAUCCUGUACGAUGAGAAACAGCUGAACGAUGCCCUCGCUCACUCAGAUAGAGUCAUGUCUGUUGUCAAGGAUCUUUUCUACGAUGAUCCAAAGAGAUUGAAGGCUAUACCUCACAUCACCCGAGCACCUGGAGGAGAUGCCGAGAAAAGACGAGCUGGACCUAUCGCUGAGAAAGGCCCUCACACCAGCUACUUGGAUGUCUUGAGUGAAUCUGUCAUGGAUCCAUCAGCACUCAAUGAAUAUCAAAGAGAAAAUGACUCUGAGGAGGAGGAAGAAACGGAUGAGGAGGAGGAGGAGGAUGGAGAGACACCUGUGUUUGACAGUAAGCUAGAUGUUGAUCGAUUCCAGAGUUACAUUCAUAGAGCAGCCGCUCAGCAGCAGCAUGAAAAGCAUGAUAGAAUUCAGUCCAAGUAUCAAUCCAACAAAGAAAAUAUGGACCCAAUAGCUACACCUGAGAGGUCUCCCCUUACCCCCUCACAACGAAAUGCUAUCAACGAUACAGCCAAGGCUAAAAAGAAAAUGAGGUCAAGGUCCAAGGCCGAAGGUCAAAGUUCACUACUAGACAUCACUCAAAAAACAAAACCUGAUGACCUAAAAAUGUAUCUGACUGAGUUGAUGACAGCCUGCAGCGCCUUUGAUAAGACCAGAGGGGAAGCAGAGACGGUAGAUGCCAGUCAUUCUUUCACCUCUGGUUUCCCACAGCUGAGUGGGUACACAGCUUUCUUAGUUCAGACACUCACCAAGAUUCUUAAGCAUCUCACUCAGAGUGAAACUCGGCUUGACCAGGAGAGAGAAGCAAGGCGUGGACUGGAACAGGAGAUAGCUCAACAGAGGAAGCUCAUUGAUGCCAUGACUGUUGACAUGAUGCAGUCUCAAGAACUGAACAUCAAGAUCCAAGCUGAAGCUAGGAAACAGAUUAAUCAGAUGGAACAGAGACUACAGAUUGUAGAGCACUUGCUGGUCAACAGAGAAUUUCUAGAGGAAAAGGUGUCGCCACCUACGGCUGGAAAAGAUAAGGAAGAUAUUCCAGAGCGAGGUCCAGGUUUUAGUCAAGAUCCUGCUGUGUCCAAGCCAGUGUCAACAGCAACCACAGUUCAUUUAACUACUUCAAAUCAGUUCAAAACAGUCCAAAACAGUGGCCUUAAUACUGGAUCUUCUACAAUGAUUUCAUCAGCUCUAGACUCUUUGCAAGCCACCCCCUUGACAAAAUCCACACUGCCAAUCAAAAACGCAGGACAUAUAGUGUCAGGAGUGACUGGGGCUCAAUCUAACACCUCCCAAGUACAGUUCACAACAACUACCUCAUUAGCUACUUCAAGAAACGUUUUCAAAAGUACUACAGGUACAGGACACCAGGUCGCUUCUGGUCAUCAAGUUCCUCACUUAAGCCAGCACACCAUGGAGAGAUUGAUGUCCUCUCGCCCUGGACAGGGGAGAGGUAAUGUACACUUUGAGGGGAAUCUCAAAAAUAUUCAAACCAAUGUACCUAGUGGAAUGCAAAGCAGUCGGUUAUUACAAUCGGGUGAUGACCAGAGAGCUAUGGAUGGGAUUGGUAGUAUGUCAGGGUUUGGUGUGUCAUCGAUGAUGUCUUCAAGUGUGCUGAAAGGUACAGAUCCUAGAUCGCAGGGGAGCGGAACGUUUAAACAAGUGCCUGGUGCUUUUACCGGCUCAAGACAGCAGACAGAUACCUUGACAACCUCUUCUGGUCAGCAUCUCCGUCCGAUCCAGCCUGCAAUGCUGCUGUCUCCACCCAGGCAGAAGGAUAGGAGAGACUUUAUCAAGCCACCUGGCUACCAGUCUCAACCUCUCAUGAGUGCACCGUACGGCAUCACCCCUGGGGCAAUCACCUCUACAAACAUUGGCUCUAACCUGUCUGGUGGCCUGAAGGGAUCCACCCACCAACCUCAAGCUGUGUUCUUCGGCAGUAGAUCACAAUUCUCUAAUGACCCAAGUUAUGCAGUGAGGAGUAGUGAUCCCAUAAACAAAUCAAGGCAUCCUCCACAAGCUCCGCUCCUCAACAACUACACCCCCAACCCUGAUGGCCAGAAGGAAGGAGCACCUUCGACCAUAUCCAUGGACAGCUCAUCCACUCGAUACCUCUCCCUUCCAGGAAACCAUGGUGAAACCAAUGUCGUCAAGAACAUUCUACAACAGGGAGCCUCCGACACCACCAACAGACACCACCCAUCUCAUGUGCAUCCAGACAGGGUAGGACCGAACGGGCAAGACCGCCAACAUCAACAACUGUCAAGGAAUGUGCAUCCCAUUGCCAUGGAAACUGUCUAUGAAUCAUCCCUAGAUGGCACGGUAGAGCCUGCUGGACGAGAGGACAACUCUGUUGAUAUGAAUGAGAAGAUAGCAUCCCUGUCUAGACAGCGGGUAGAAGCUCAGGCCAGACUGGAGCAUCUCAAGGAUGUGUAUGGUGGAGAGGACGGCAUGACUGCUCCUCAGAGACCUACUACCAGUGGAGGAGAAGCUACAGACCGAAGGAUCUCUACCAAACCUACAGGAGUGCUGAUUGGAGCUUCACCCCCUGUUUCACCUAUUGCAAGAGAGGUGCCAUCACAGAGACCCAUGCCUACAGGAACAUCACAUGCAGCAUCAGAGGGAAGGACCAUUCAUGUAUCUAUGCCAAAGCUUAGUGAGCUUGAAAUCUCUGCAACAAGUACUCCUGCUUCCAAAAGGUCAUCCAUUGGAAGCGGUGGUCCCUCCCCGGGCAUCAAUCAACAUGACUGGAAAACUCCCCUUAAGAAUUCACCAGAGAAGGAGCAGUUCUUUGCACUCAAGGCCCACAUCUCAACCUGAUAUCAUAACUGGAAUCAUCCCUAGACUAGAGCUUGUUAUCCAUGCUGCUCUCUAUGAUCUCAUCUCUCACCAGGGGGGUGCUUCAUAAAGCUGUUCGUAAGUUACGCAUGACUUUACAAACGACUUAUAUAUGAAAAGCCAAAUGGG